Messenger RNA from Hevea brasiliensis (rubber tree), 399 nucleotides. RefSeq names its product EG45-like domain containing protein. Lineage: Eukaryota; Viridiplantae; Streptophyta; Magnoliopsida; Malpighiales; Euphorbiaceae. The transcript has 2 exons. Bases 1 to 399 code for a protein of 132 amino acids. The record is from RefSeq and is a predicted model, not a curated record.
AUGGUGCAUAUGAUCAUAGCCACAGCAGUUGUAUUAUUUUGCUUACUAAGCAAUGAAGCAAACCUUGUCCUUGGAGACAUUGGUACUGCUACUUCUUAUGAUCCUCCUUAUAUACCUACAAGGUGUAAUGGUAACAGACAAGAUCAGUUCCCUCCAGGAAACUUGUUCGUUGCUGUGAGCGAAGGGUUAUGGGAUAAUGGAGCAGCCUGUGGAAGACGUUACAGGUUGAGAUGCUUAAGUGGAAAUAACAAGCCAUGCAAAGAUGGUAUUGUUGAUGUUAAGGUGGUGGAUUAUUGCCCUAAAUCUCCAUGCCCUUCUACCUUCCUCUUGUCUAAUGAUGCUUUUUCAGCUGUUUCUCGCUCUUCUACUGCCAAGAUCAACGUUGAAUAUAUCCAGUAA